AAACGUAUCUUGCGAGGAACGUUAAGAAACAAGAAAGUUAUAUAUGUGUUUUUGUCGUUCUUAGGAAAGAAAUUAACUAAUUCUUUGAUUGACAAAUCAUGAGGCUAUGGCUCCAAAUUAUAUUGGAAUGGCUAAAUUGCUUAGAUGUGUCAGAGAAGAGUGUCAAAGAUUUGAAAGAAUUAGAAGAUGGACUGUUUUACAAAAAAUUGAUAGAGUUGUGCUCUCAGAAAGUUGAUCACGAAAGUUUAAGUACAGAAAAUAUGAUCACAAAGUUUUUACAAGAUGACUAUCCUGAAUUUAAAUUUGAUGAAGAAUGCGGUGGAGAAUUGGAGCAACUAGAAAUUGCUUCCUUAUUUUUGUUACAUGUAUGUCAAUAUGAACCAUUAUUUUAUGGACCAAUGAGUAACAAAUUACAACAUGAAACUCAACUAAAAAUUAAAACAUUUCUCGAAAUGAUGAUUCCUUAUGAAAAACGUAUAAACAGAGAUAUAUUAAGGACAGUAAUUGCUGAGUUAGAAGACAACAUACCAAAAACACCCAUAACGCCGAAGACACAAUCUCUAAGACAUUUUUUUAAUUCUCCUAUUGCACGAUCUGCACAAAGUUAUAAACUGUUAAAUGAAAGAAAUCGUGAAUUAAGGCAAUUAAGAAGUCAAUUGGAAAUGGAAAAAUUUGAAAAAGCCGAUUUACAAGAAGAUGUACGAAUACACCAAAAUAAAGUUCAAAACUUACAGAAAAAGUUACAAGAAAAAAUUGCAGAGAUAAAAGCCUUACGGCAAGAAACAAUACAAACGAAUACUCCACAGUCUUGUAAAAAAAAUAAAACUAUUGUAGACUGCCAGCAAUAUUACAAAAAGGAAAUAGAUUAUUUAGAAAAUCAACUGAUGCAAAAACAAAACGAGGUAGAUAAACUUGAAGGGGAAAACGACAACCUAUCUAAAAAAUUAGCAUGCGUAGAAAAGCAAUGUGUGUACUUUAAGGAAAAAAUACAAAAUUGUGAGAAAUCUUUGGAAAACUUGCAAGUUCAAGGAGAAAUUAAGGACAGAGAGCUGGUAAAUCUGAAAAUGACUAAUGAGGAACUACGUACUCAUUUAAAAGAGUUUAACAAAACAGGCAUUGCAGAAAGAAGUUUUGAAAUCGAUGGAGUAUCACCCUUAAAUUCAUCUGUAUCAUCCCUAAAUACUAGCGAAGUUUUAAGUUCGGUUAUUGAAAUUCAAUUACAAGAAGCAAAAGAAGAAUCUGUUUCAUUAAAAACGCAGAUUGAUACUUUAAAUAAAAAGUUGGAAUCUACCAGCCGCGAUUAUAAAAAUGUAACAGAACAAUUACAGAAAAAAACAGAAAUGUUACAAAGUACAGAAACUACAUUAAAUAGCGCCUUAAGUAAUUUAACUAAAAAGAUUGAAUCUUUAAAAGGAGAAAAUACUUGUUUAACAGAUCAGAACCAACAAUUACAAGAUUUGUGCACCUCUCAGAAGAUAUCUUUAUCACAAAUCGAAGAAUCCAAAAAUAUUUUAAACACUGAAGUAGAGACUUUGAGAGGGAAACUUAAGAACACAGAGGAAUCUUUACACAAUGAAAAUGUAAAUAGCGUGAAACUAAAUGAAGCACUUGAAGAAGCUAAGUUGAAGAUAUGUGAAAACAUUAAAUGUAUACAAAGUUUAACACAUCGAAAUAACUCAUAUGAAACUUCUAUUCAUAAUUGCAACACAAAUUUAAAAGAAAUUAUCCUUCAUAAUUUCGAAACUAAAGAUAGUGAAAAUAAUUUAAAUGAUGCUACAACUAUUGAACUUGUGCAAUAUCUUCGAACAUUGUUACGUAAAUUGAAUGAAAAAUAUAUUUUAAAAGAAAGGGAAGUUAAAUCGCUAAAUAUUACAAUGGAAGAAAUAAAAUUAAAAGGACAACAACAUCAGUCACUAAUUUUCGAAUUGGAAGAGAAGGAUAAACAAAAUAUUAUAGAAAGGUCAAAACUCGAGGAAACUAUUACACAAAAUGUAAUAAAAAUAAAUGAACUUACUACUCUUGUUAAACAAUAUACCGAAGAAAUUUCAUGUUUAAAACAAAUUCGACUUCAAAAAUUAGCUUUAGAAAACAAUUUGUCUAUACUUACAAAAGAAAUGAAUGAGAAAAAUUCGUUAUUAAAUUCUUCUACAGUGUGUAUAAAGAUUUUAAAAGAAAAUCUUAAUGCUUUUGUAAAAGAAUUCUAUUUGAUUAAACAAAAUAUAUCAAAUCUGUUAAACGAAUCUCAAAAGCAAAACGAAGAAACCAUUAAAAGCAUUUUAAAUGCUUACAAAAUGAUGUACAAAAAUUUUACCGAAGAACAAUUUCAUAGGAAAGAAAUGGAAGACAAACUUGCUGAUAAUGAAAAAGAAUUGAAAGAUAGUCGAAAUUUGACUACUACAUUGAACAAUGGUUUAUCGAAACACAAACAGACAAUAAAUGAUUUAGAGGCCGAAUUAGCAAGUACCAAUGAAAAAUUAAUGGUAUCUGAACAGAAAAUAAAAAAACUUGAAGAAAUAAAUGAAACACUAGAAAAUCAACACAAGAGUAUUAAGUCUCAAAGGGAACAAAUUCUACUUGACUUGAAUAAUAUAAACGAUAAACUUAAAUUAUCUCAAAAAGAAGCAUGUAAUAUUUCAGAUCAAUUAAAAUUCAAAGAUGCCAGAAUUGAACAUUUGGAAACAGAAAUUACUUCUCUAAAAUUAGAAAAGGAAGAGAUUAUUCAUCUAAAAGUGGAAGGAGAAACUUCAAUGAAAUCUUCUAUAAAGGAUAUGGAAAAUAAAUUGUCAGAAAAACAGCGCAACUUGGACGAAUUAAAUGUAGAAAUCAAAUUGAAACAAGAAAUCCUUGAGUCUGUACAGAAGAAAUUUGAAAAAUUAUCGGAAGAAACAGUUACUUCUGAAAUGAAAAUGAAAGAACUAAUUUUGAAUUUUCAGGAAGUAAGAACUAAUCAAGAUGCAGUUUUGAUAACUCAAGAAAAAGCCUUAAAGGAAAAAGCUUUGCAAUUAGUGCAAAUCCAGAAGAAAUUUUGCGAAUCGAAGAAUGCACUUUAUAAACAAUUAGAAAAUGAAAAAUCAUUAUGUAAAAAUUUGCAAACCAAAAACUCCGAAUUACAAAUUGUAUCGUACAAACAAACGAAAUCCAUAGCGGAAUUACAAGAGUUGCUGAAGAUAGAAAGAGACGAACAUAACAAAAGUAAAAAAUACUGUAAAAUUGAAGAUAUGAAAAAGAUUGAAAUUGCGGGGGUGUGUAAAGAAUUAGAACAUUCGAUAAAUGAUUUAAAAUUAGCAAUAUCAGAGGCAAAUUUAAAUAAUGAAAACUUUCAUGCUGAUGUCUUGUGCGAUUCAUCGUGUACAAAUAAUGAUGAGAAAACUAACAGUAUUUUAAAUACUCUACAUACAUCUAUUAGGGUAAUUCAUAAAUCGCGUAAAUUAAUUUUGCAUCUGUCCAAUACAAAUACAAACUUGAAUGAAACCUUAGAGAAUCAAAAAACAGUUGUAGAUAACUAUGUUACAAAAUGUGAAGAAAUUAAGUCACUAAAAAAUAAGAUACAAAAACUGAAGAAUGCAAAAGAGAAAUGUAUGGACUAUAUAAAUGAUCUUAUUACGAAUAAAGAGUUAUUGAGGGACUCUUUACAAAAUAUUAUACAAUCAAGAGAAAAUUUGGAUAUAUCUUUAAAUGAAUUAAAGCAAAAAUGGGAUGAAUUGUUAAUAAAAUUCUGUAGUAUUUUUACAAUUAAUAAAUCGAUGUGCGAUGAAUUGAAACAUAUACAAGCCAAAAAAGAACACCUUCAAAACGUCUUGUUUAAACAUAAUGCUCAACACUUCCAAAAUAUAAAAUCCCUGCAUACAAUUUUAUGGCAAAAGUUCUUAUGGACUGAACAAACAUUAAAAGAUACUUAUUUGGAUUCAGCAAACAACGAACAACCUUUCAAUAUUCCUAUUAAUAGUUUUUCCGAUGAAAGAACGUUAAUAGAAGCAGAGUUACAAAAAAAUACGAUGUUACAAAAAGAUAUCAUUCAAUCUCGGAAUGAAAUAGACGAUUUCUUUAAAUUAGUUACUUCAUUCGAGAUUAACUUAAAAUCUGAUGAAAGAAAGUAUCAAUCUGAUGUAGAAAAAAAAUUACACUUACAAAUUAAUGAAUUAGUAGAAGAGAAGAAUAAUUUACGAAGCAAAUUAGACUGUGCACGGAUUAAAAAUGCGGAAUUAGAAGGUCGUAUCGAAGGACUCGAGACUAAAAUGAAAGCACUGAAGACAGUUUCAUCAAAGGACAUAGAAGAUUUAAAAACAGAAAUAAUGCAGUCAAAGCAAGAAAUCUUAAACUUGCAAAUAGAAAGGAAUGAAUUAAGCAAGCGGCCAAAGAAAGAAGAUGUUGAUAAUCAGUUGAAAGAAAUUAAACUCCACAUGAAAACUGCAUAUAAUGAUCAAUUGGCAAAACUGUACAAAGAACAAGAACAACGUGUACAAGAAAGACUGGAGGUACUACAAAAAAAAAUGGAAACACAGUGUCGUAAACAGGCAGAUGAAUUAAGCAAAUACAAAGCACAUGUUGCUGACAUGAGUUCACAAAUUUGGAAUGUUGGAGAGAAACUCUUAAGCGAACGACAAGAAAAGGAAAAAUUAUACAAACAGUUAAUUGAACUUAAAGCUAAACAUGAGAAUUUGGAUCAACAAAUACUUACCUCAAUAGAGCAUAAAAAUCAAAAACAUGAAAAAAGAGAUUUAAUACCAGAAGACAAUAAAGAUGUUUUACAGAAAAUUGCAAUAAUACAGGAGAAAACUACUUAUGAAAGAAGAUGCAGCAUUAGGAGCAUACAGUCAAUGGGCAAUGCAUUUAACGCGGAGGACGAAGAGGGAGAAAUCUUUGACAAUACAUAUUUAACUGAUAUAAAAAAUGGCCAUUCUACACUCGACAUUGAUACAGAUCGAUUAUCUAUUUUGAAAAAGAGAAAUGCUCUUUGCAAACCUCAUCUAAAAUCUUCUUAUCCCGCUGAAAUGCAAUUUCAUCCUUUACCAUUUACAGAAGAAGAAAUUAAAGCAGGCUCAGCACCAGAAGAUGUAUUUAAUGAUAGUUUGAGUCAGAGUUUACUUCCUGAACAGAAAGCCAAAAAGAAGGACAGAACUCAAACAUCGUAUAAAAAGCCUGGCCCUCCGACUCCCAGUAAAAAUGGAGGAAGAGUAUCGUUACAAGUUAGCGAUCUAAAGAGCCCAAAUUCGAGAAUAUUAAGAGAGAGAAAUAAAGAUAGAGCAACAACUACACCGCGCACACUGAAGAGUCUAUUCACUUCAAGGCGUCAAGACGAGAAUGCUGCAGUAACACCAAGAGGUCGUAGAAGAAGUAGCAUUUUCCGUAAAUACAGAGUCACGAAUGAUAGAUGAAAAUAAUCACGUACAUGAAACGAAAAAUUUAAUAAUACUGACUUUCAUAACUGUAGUGGGACUACUUUUCUGUAAUCACAUUUUUAUAUCAAUUUAUAUAAUUGUACAGUGAAAACUAGAAUUAUAAUUUUUUUUUAACUGUAAACAAUCUAAGCGUGCAAGGAAACAAAUAUUCGUAAUUCGUACAUUAUAGUCAUUUAUUAGACAAUUCUUUAAAUAAUUUUAUAGCAACAAUAAUAAGUAAAAGUUUUAUCGAUAUAAAUAUGCCAAUGUUGAGAAAUGUACGGUAUGUCAUGUAUAAUGAGAUACGAUGGACGCAAAAGAAAAUAUGUCAUUUUAAAUAACAAAAAUAUUUUAUAAGAACGAUUUAAAGAAUACUUGUAAUAAUUUCUCAACGUGAAAUGAAACUCUAUGAUCAAUCAGUAGGUCUCUUAUUUUAUAUCUUAUGUGUAUAUAUAUAUAUAUAUGUCUAUAUAUGUAGCUGAUUGAAUACGUUUUACGUAUUACGGUAUUUGAAACCUAUUCAAUCGGAUACACGUAUGUAUUAUAAAUGUAUCACAAAUCACCUCCUCUUGGAAUACUUCCAUCUUGGAUGCAAUGUAUUCUUCUCAGUUGUACUUCAUUAUUCGGAAUCAGAUUCCUGUAACAAAGAUGUUUCAUUAUUUUAAUAUUUUUUUUUUUAAUAAAAUAUUUUUAAUUCUAUUUUACAAA
This is a messenger RNA of Hylaeus volcanicus, 6086 nucleotides long. RefSeq names its product repetitive organellar protein-like (gene mud). The coding region runs from base 99 to 5375 and encodes 1758 amino acids. The transcript is spliced from 11 exons. Lineage: Eukaryota; Metazoa; Arthropoda; Insecta; Hymenoptera; Colletidae. The record is from RefSeq and is a predicted model, not a curated record.